AUGGACCUGAGGCGCGCCAAGGCCCAUGAAGGCUUGGGCUUCAGCAUCCGCGGGGGCUCGGAGCAUGGCGUGGGCAUCUACGUGUCGCUGGUGGAGCCAGGCUCUCUGGCUGAGAAGGAAGGACUGAAAGUCGGGGACCAGAUUCUGCGUGUCAACGACAAAUCCCUGUCCCGGGUGACCCACGCUGAGGCCGUCAAGGCACUCAAGGGCUCCAAGAAGCUGGUGAUGUCGGUGUACUCGGCGGGGCGCAUCCCCGGGGGCUACAUCACCAACCACAUCUACACCUGGGUGGACCCGCAGGGCCGCAGCAUCUCCCCGCCCGCCAGCCUGCCCCGGCCCCACAGCGGUGCCCUGAGACCGCGAGAGGGUGACCGGAGGAGCACCCUGCACCUGCUGCAAGGCGGGGAUGAGAAAAAGGUGAACCUGGUGCUGGGGGACGGCCGGUCCCUGGGCCUCACCAUCCGCGGGGGAGCAGAGUACGGCCUCGGCAUCUACGUCACGGGUGUGGACCCGGGCUCUGAAGCAGAAAGCAGCGGGCUCAAGGUCGGGGACCAGAUUCUGGAGGUGAACGGGCGGAGCUUUCUCAACAUCCUGCACGACGAGGCCGUCAGGCUGCUCAAGUCAUCCCAGCACCUCAUCCUGACGGUGAAGGACGUGGGGAGGCUGCCCCACGCCCGCACCACCGUGGACGAGACCAAGUGGAUCGCCAGUUCCCGGAUUGGGGACCCCGCCACGAACUCAGCAGGGUUUCCUGGGGAUCCCACCACAGAAGGAGCAGACAAGCUGGGAUUUUACAAGGGGCCGGCCGGCUCCCAGGUGACCCUGAGCAGCCUGGGCAACCAGACGCGCGUGCUGCUGGAGGAGCAGGCGCGGCACCUGCUGAACGAGCAGGAGCGCGCCACCAUGGCCUACUACCUGGAGGAGUACCGCGGCGGCAGCGUCUCCGUGGAGGCCCUGGUCAUGGCCCUGUUCGAGCUGCUCAACACCCACGCCAAGCAAUGGAAAAAAUAUCCUUGGUUCUCGCUCCUCUCUGAGGUGAGAGGCACCAUUUCCCCCCAAGACCUGGACCGCUUUGAUCACCUGGUGCUGAGGAGGGAGAUCGAGUCGAUGAAGGCGCGGCAGCCCCCCGGCCCUGGGCCCGGUGACACCUACUCCAUGGUCUCCUACAGUGACACAGGCUCGUCCACAGGCAGCCACGGCACCUCCACCACCGUCAGCUCGGCCAGGGAGCGGCUGCUGUGGCUUAUAGACCUGAUGGAGAACACUCUGGACCUGGAGGAAACGGGCCAGGCCGUCCAGGGCAAUAUGAACGCCCUCCCAGAUGUUUCCCUGGAUGAAGUCAAGUCCACGGCCGAGGGGCUGUCUGGCUACAAGCUGCCUCCUCCCCCACCACCCCUCGCCCAGCCGAAGAAGCUCGGAAGUCAAGACCAAAAGCCACCUUCCUCCGCCUCUUCCCACUCGGGCAUAGUCUUCUCGGCUCCGCAGAACCGCAGCCCUCCGGCUGGCACCGCACCCGCCCCAGAGGCCCCCUCAGCGCAGGACUCGCCCUCCUCCCCCAUCUACGCCUCCAUCUCCCCUGCCAACCCUGGCGCCAAGCGGCCGCUGGAUGCCCAUCUGGCCCUGGUCAACCAGCACCCCAUUGGCCCCUUCCCACGGGUCCAGUCACCCCCGCACCUGAGAAGUCCCCCCACAGAGACCACGCUGGCUGGGGGCUGCCUCCCACCACCCUCCCCCUCGGGGCGCCCAGACCAGACAGGCACAAACCAGCACUACGUCAUGGUGGAGGUGCACCGCCCGGACAGCGAGCCCGACGUGAACGAAGUGAGGGCGCUGCCCCAGGCUCGCACAGCCUCCACACUCUCUCAGCUCUCGGACAGUGGGCAGACUCUGAGUGAGGACAGUGGUGUGGACGCUGGCGAGGUGGAGGCCAGCGCCCCUGGCCGAGGCAGACAGAUGGCGUCCACCAAAAGCAGGAGUAGCAAGGACCCACCUCGGAACGAGAGGAGCACAGAGGGGGCAACCAAACCGCCUGGACUCUUGGAGCCCACAUCCACCCUGGUCCGAGUGAAGAAAAGUGCGGCCACCCUGGGCAUCGCCAUCGAGGGUGGCGCCAACACCCGCCAGCCGCUGCCCAGGAUCGUCACCAUUCAGCGCGGCGGCUCGGCCCACAACUGUGGGCAGCUGAAGGUGGGCCACGUGAUCCUGGAGGUGAAUGGGCUGACGCUGCGGGGCAAGGAGCACCGGGAAGCCGCGCGCAUCAUCGCCGAGGCCUUCAAGACCAAGGAGUGUGACUACAUCGACUUUCUGGUCACCGAGUUCAAUGUGAUGCUCUAGGGGCCGAGGCCUGAGCGCCUCCCACCGCUGCCCAGCCCCUGGCCCGGUCCCUCUUCCCUCCUGGCACUGUUAUGCUCCCUGAGGGGCCAGGGCCGCAUGGCCAGGGUAGCAGGAAGACACCCCCACUCCUUCCGGGCCGCUGGACCAGAACUGGGAGAGGAGGCGAAGCAAACAGGUCAGGUCAGGUCAGGAUCUGGUGCCACGCCCGGUACACAGUAGGCACUCACUACAAGUGUGGCUUUCAGGAAGGGGAAGGACACAGUGUCUUGGCAUGUCCACCUGCGGUCUGCCAGGGCCUGCUCCUCUGGGUUGAGUCGGGGGCACUGUGCCCCUGGCCACCUAGGACCUGGCCCAUCUCCAGAUGCCUUGGCUUUGUCUAGAGCAGCGGUUCUCAACCUGUGGGUCGCGACCCCUGAAAAAUACAUCCUGCAUAUCAGAUAUUUACAUUACGAUUCAUAACAGCAGC
Molecule: messenger RNA, 2800 nt
Organism: Myotis brandtii (Brandt's bat)
Lineage: Eukaryota; Metazoa; Chordata; Mammalia; Chiroptera; Vespertilionidae
Gene: WHRN
Product: deafness, autosomal recessive 31
Exons: 15
Coding region: 1-2334 (777 amino acids)
Biological process (GO): sensory perception of sound; auditory receptor cell stereocilium organization
Cellular component (GO): stereocilia ankle link complex; plasma membrane; photoreceptor inner segment
Molecular function (GO): protein binding
Source: RefSeq, a predicted model, not a curated record